CAACUGUCAGUCAGUUGUGACUUGUGGGACCAUAAUAAACAGAAUGAAAAUUAUUCUAAAUUCUUAAAAAUUAGUUUAUAUUUUAUUAUUUAUUUAUACAAAAGUGUCUGAUUUACGACUUACUAUUUUAAUGUUAGGUCUUACUUUUUAAAUCGCCCAAUCUUCACAAUGCUGAAACGUUUAUCUAUGAACACAUCUCUAAGGGAUGCCAGAAUUUUUGACUCUGAAUUUGAUGACACAACCACGGAUAAGUGUAUAAACCUGAUGGAUGCAUUCUGUGACAAUGCAGAGUUUACCAGAAUUCCUAAAGUUAAGGAAGAACCUACGGAGGAAAAUAACAGUGAUUCUGGAGACAGUUUGUCUGAUUUUCCCCCUCCUGCUCCGAACAUCACCCUUAAGCUAGAACCUUUCGAUGCCGACGACAUUAACUUCAACAUAUCGCAAGAACAGCUGGAAAAGAUCCACGUAAAAGCGGAAUUUGACGACAACACAAACAGCAGCACGAACUCGUCAUCUAAAUUUGGUAAAAGCGAAAAGGCAACCAUUUUUAAGCGCGAGGCGCCUUACGUUAAGCGGGAAGUGGAGCCCAAAGAUUCUUUGAUUGCAACAAACAGUUCGGUGCCCAAAAAACAGAAAAGGGAAUUCGAAAAUGAUACUGCGAUUCUCACCCGUCGACAGAAGCAGAUUAAUUACGGCAAAAAUACAAUCGGUUAUGACAAUUAUGUAAAAAGUGUACCUCGAAUGGAUCGCAAGCCAGACGACCCAACGACUCCUAAUAAGUACGUGAAGUACUCACGACGUGCUUGGGAUGGACUAAUAAAACAGUGGCGGUUAAAGCUACACAAAUAUGACCCUUAGACUAUAAAAUGUUUGAAUUUUAUACAGUAAAUGUUUUUAUAUUUCAGAUAUGUAGUUAUGUUAGUUUAUAUGUUAUGUACAGAUUUUUAUAAUAGUAUUAGCGAUGUAUAACUGGGUAUAUGAGAUUUUGUAAGGAACAAGAUUGUUAUAUUUCGUGCUCUUACAUUUUACUACUUUGACGAAAUGUAUUUAUAACUGGUGAAGGAAUAUACCUGAUCUUUCGUUUUGGAAGAAAUUGGAUUUCAUGUAACAUGGCUGAACUUAACUUAUAUGUACUUUUCAAAAUGACUGAGUAUGAAACCCUGGUUAUUAUUUAGCUCUAGUUAGAUUUGUGUUGAACUCAAGUGUUCAAGCAAAUUUCUAUGUAAAUAAAUUUGAAUAUUUAAAUUAUUUUUAUUUUAACAGAAGUAUUGUGCUGUAAAAUUUCUUUCCUGUUUUGUCAGUCCUACUGUACGUUUAGUAUAUUGCAUUAAAAUUUAAUGAAGGGGCUUAUUUAUGUGGUUUUUAGCCAUUGUUACUGCUGUGAUCUUCCUUAAAGUGGUUGUGGAAUAAAUACUCAUCUAGGUACCUUCAAACCUAUCUCACCUACUACCUACACAGAGAAAACUGAAGUAGGAGUUCUACUCUUGUUCAACCUCUCGCAACCCCAACCAUUAUCCAUUCUGCUCUCUGCUACAAAGCUGUUAAAAACCAACUCAGAUAAAUACCAUAUCAAAUAUCCAUUGGAGCGCCACCAGUGUGCAAGAAAUUGUUUGACCACCACACUUGUUUCCCUCCAUUUGUGAACCUGCAAACACAUCUUUUAACGCUU
Photinus pyralis (common eastern firefly) is the source of this 1669-nucleotide messenger RNA. RefSeq names its product histone RNA hairpin-binding protein (gene Slbp). Gene Ontology annotation, molecular function: mRNA binding; histone pre-mRNA stem-loop binding. NCBI's taxonomy places the organism in Eukaryota, Metazoa, Arthropoda, Insecta, Coleoptera, Lampyridae. The transcript has a single exon. The coding region runs from base 169 to 858 and encodes 229 amino acids. The record is from RefSeq and is a predicted model, not a curated record. Gene Ontology annotation, biological process: mRNA transport; mRNA 3'-end processing by stem-loop binding and cleavage. Gene Ontology annotation, cellular component: cytoplasm; histone pre-mRNA 3'end processing complex.